This is a messenger RNA of Phlebotomus argentipes, 2408 nucleotides long. Its product is annotated as inositol polyphosphate-5-phosphatase A-like. Bases 320 to 1657 code for a protein of 445 amino acids. NCBI's taxonomy places the organism in Eukaryota, Metazoa, Arthropoda, Insecta, Diptera, Psychodidae. The record is from RefSeq and is a predicted model, not a curated record. Gene Ontology annotation, biological process: phosphatidylinositol dephosphorylation. The transcript has 6 exons. Gene Ontology annotation, molecular function: inositol-polyphosphate 5-phosphatase activity.
GCGCAUGAAAAUCACUGUCGCCAGAGGAAAAAAAUCUCUCGGGGGAUUUUCUUCGGUCUCCCUGCCAAAUUUUCCUGUGUUUACCAAACAACAGUGCUGUUGGUGAUAAAAUGUACACCGUGGUGAUCUAUUUGUGCCAGUGAGUUGUGCAAAAAGAGCAGAAAAGUGGUGAUUUUGGGUGGGAAACGGUGAGAAAAGUUGGGAAAUAAUGAGAGAGAUAACCUCAAAGGGGAAGGAAAAGUUAUCUGGUUGAAAAGUUCUGCCUCGUCUCGCAGCAUCCGGGUCAUCUCGCAAGAAAAUCUUCUUCCAAGCAGGAAGGAUGUCUUCGGAAGCCCUGCCAAUUCUCCUCAUAACAGCCAACGUUGGGAGUGUCUUUGAAGAUCCGUCAAAGCUGCUCAAAACAUGGGUGCAGGAGUUUAUGGGCGUCAUCAGGAAGUGGGAGCCGGUUUUUCUGGCUGUGCACAUGCAAGAAGUCGGUGGGAAGACGUACGAGAAGUCCAUGGAGUAUGUGCAGGAGUUCAUAAAGAUUCUCUGUGAAGCCAGCGAGUUGGCGAAUUACGAUAGAAUCCGGAUUUACCUAGAUGAGGACUACCAAUCUGCUGAACAUUUUACCGCCUUGGGAAAUCUCUACUUUGCCAGAAACUCCAUCAAAUCCCUGAAGAUCUGGAACUUCCUCAUUCAUGAGUGGGAGGAUGUUGUGGGCAAGAGCAUCCACACGGGCAGCAUCGAGAGCAUUCCCACGAAGGAGAAGGCUAAGUUUCCGCAGAACUUCUUUCCUGAGUGCAAAUGGUCACGCAAGGGCUUCCUGCGCACCCGCUGGGACAUUGAGGGUAGUGUCAUGGAUUUCGUGAAUAUCCACUUGUUCCACGACGCCUCCAAUUUGGCAGCAUGCGAGGAAUUUCCCUCCGUGUACUGCAAAAGUCGACGACGGGCGCUCGUGCACACGCUGGAGCGCUUCGAGAAGGACUCGGCAAAUUCGCGGACCCCCUACUUUGUCUUCGGUGAUUUCAAUUUCCGCUGUGAUACUGAAGGGGUGGUGAAGAAGCUUACGGAAGCCCUCACGGCACACCGAGUUGCCAACAAAAAUGCCGACAGCGUGAAAAUGCAAUACCGCGAUUCUGAUGGACAGAAUGUACUUACAGUGGGCAAAAAGGAGUUCACCCAUGCCGAUCAUCAGACGCAGUUCAAGGGAGAAUGGCUGAGGAAGUUCGACAGAGAACUCGAUCCACUGAGGGAGAUUCUCUUUGAAUAUCCCGUUUCAUUCCCACCGUCCUACCCAUUCGAGGAGGAUCCAGAGAUGCCGCAGAACUACAUGAACUCUCGCUGUCCAGGUUGGUGUGAUAGGAUUCUGAUGAGUCCCUCGGCAAAGCAGUUAAUUGACAAUGAGAACACAAAUUACUCAUUGAUUGGGGAGGAUUUUUGCAUGGGGGAUCACAAGCCGGUCUAUCUGCAAUUUCAGCUGAAGCCAAACCAAGGAUCUGUGGAGAGUUCCCGUGAGAUUGGAGAAAUAAUUGCGGCAAUAAAUGAUAUGAUUGAGAAUGAAUUUGCAAAGCAAUUGGAUGUCAAGAGACACUCGUACAUCCAAAUAAAUUCCGGAGGCGACGGUGAUGUUCUUUUGAAUGGUCAGGCAAUGAUUUUUCGCGAGACAACCGUGUAAAGAGAUGUUCAAGAUAUUUUCUAAUCAAAAUAUUUUAUAGAUAUUAUUUUAAUCUACCUCCGUCCCGAUUUAAUACAGCAGUAUUGUUUUGAAAGUGUAUUGUAAUGCGAUUGUUUAUUUUUUUGUAAAAUGGGAAUCAAGCAAAGCGAACCAUAAAUGGGAGAGUUUGAGCGGUUUUUUUGUACUUUUUCGGGGAACAUCACAAUUCCAAGUCCUCCAAAAUUGUUUAAUGUAUUUUAGACGAGAGUGAGAAACAUGCUCCAUUAAUCAUGUUUUGCAGCAGCAUCACGUAUUCAUGAAAUUGUUGAAUAUUAUACAGCUAAAGGAACAUGCAAAUUUGAUCGCGAAAGAGUCAUUUUUAGAUAUAAUUGUUCUAGCACGUAAGACAAGUUCUUUGAAACAUUUAAUUCCAACAUAUAAAAUAAUACAUAAGCUAGUCAAUUUAGACAUAAACGUAGUACAUAAAGUGUUACUCUUGUUGUACUCUAGAGAGACAGAGAAUUUGAAGAAGAUGGAAUUUUAGUGUAUAGUUGAGUGUAUGUAUGUAAUCGAGUAAGGAAUCUUUAGAGGACAUCUUUUGUCCAUUUGUCACACCCACAAGCAAUGGGACACAGAAAGUUCAUAAGAGUAGGAUUGGAGUGUAGCAAUAGAAGGCAUCUAUCAUGAAAAAGAGCUUCAAUUUUCAUUCUAUGUCCUGUUAUUUGAGAAUUAAAGUUCUAAAUAAAUGUUGACGAUGGAGAUCAGUGUGUAA